AUGGCCAUCGACCUCCUGCUCCCAAUGCCCUCGGGCCUUCCGCCCGCGUACGAGGCCGAGGGACCCCGAUCGCCUAUUCCUGACUACUCGCCUAAACCACUGCCUGGCGAGAAAAGCAUGCAGAAGACGCCCAAGAACUCGCGCUGCUCGGAGACCGGCGGUCAAAACAACUGCACAUUCACCUACAGGCAGGACGGGACCACGCUGACGCUGCGCAACUGCCGCGAGGAGGAUGAGCUUCCAACUUUCCGUUUCCGUGGGAUGGUGUCCGGCGAGGUGGACAUCGAAGACCGGGAGAGGGUGUCGUCUGUUUCCGUCAAGCUCGAGGGCCGAGUAAGCCUGAGAGGCAUGGAGGCCACAGAACGCAGGCUGUUCAUGCGCGAACACACCCUCUGGAACCUCCGCGACUCGAUGAACUGCGACAGCAGCUCGCUCUCGUCGUCCUCGUCGAGCGGCGAAUCGGACGACGACCAGCACCCGCAACAGUGCUUCCCGCGCUCGCGCCGCGACUCACGGCUGGGCCUGCAGCAGCAGCAACAGCAACAACAACAGGCACAGCCGCUGUGCCCGAGCAUGUUCCCGUUCGCCAUCGCCUUCCCGUCCACGUUCCGCGAGGAGCGGGACGGGCGGACAUCAAAAGCGAGCCCGCUGCCGCCGUCAUGCGAGGUGAUGCGGCCGAUGCGGGCGCACGUCGUCUACGUGCUCUCCGUGCACAUCGUCCGCGCGCGCAAGGUGCCGUUCCUAGGCGCCUGGUUGCCUAAUCGCGACGAGCGGCUGCUCGCACAGCUGAACUACCGCCCGCGCGUGCGGCCACCGCGCCCGAUGCCCAUGUCGAUGGUCAUGGCAAUGGCGAAUCUGGGGGGCUCGAGCUUUGAGAAGUCGUGCCCCGAAGACUGGCACAUGGCGCUCUGGAAGACCAAGAUCCCGGUCAAGGCAGCGUCGGGGGCGCCGAGCAAGACGGAAAUCGAUGCGGACUGUCAUAUUCAGCUGCCGGCGUCGCGGGUGUACCUCGUCACCGACCCCAUCCCGUUCCGCGUUCGGCUGGAGGUCCCUAAGGAUCAAUGGUCGGAGGCGCUGAGGGAGCAGCUCGUCGGCGGGGGCAAGCCACCGCUUAACACCUUCCUCCUGAGACAGACGGUUCUCAACCAGCACGGAUCGAGACAUGUUGGUGAUGUUGUCCUCGGCACCGCCGGGCGCACCACUCCCAGUCCCGAAGUCGAGUCUGACAGCGAGACCGAGAGCGGGGAGAGCCUGAGCCCGAGCUACUACGAGAGCGACGUGGAGUCGCCACCUUCGCCCGCCCAAUGGUCAAAUAUGACCGUGAUGGUUGAGCAGAAGCACGACUGCUGGUCCGUAGAAUGGAGCGGUGUCCUGCGCUGCGACAGUGAGAUCGAGCACACGGGGUUCAUCACCACCGAGUUUUCUGUGAACGACUUCGUCGUUCUCUCAUGGGAUGAACCAGGUCCGCUCCGGAACCGAAAAGCCUCUGUCAACCACGCGAUCGCCAUCCGCCUCGUCGUCGACCCCUGGACAAGCCGGCACUGUGUCCCCUGGAAUACUGAGAUGUGAGCUUUAUAGAACAGAGCUCUCGAUUCCUGGUCUUUGUCAUGGAGAGUGGAUUGGAUCCUUGUAGAUACACAUGCACUAUACAUAUGCAUAUAUGCGCUGCUUUCGAUCGCUUAGCUUACCAGUACAAUAUUUAUCUUCAAUUAUUGGAUGGAGACGGGGGGCAUGUAAACAUAGCUGUACAAUCAUGAUCAACAUUAUGCUUUC
Molecule: messenger RNA, 1773 nt
Organism: Coniophora puteana RWD-64-598 SS2
Lineage: Eukaryota; Fungi; Basidiomycota; Agaricomycetes; Boletales; Coniophoraceae
Exons: 5
Coding region: 1-1569 (522 amino acids)
Source: RefSeq, a predicted model, not a curated record